GGUGCUUUAGGAAGGAAAAAAUAAGAGGUCCCCGCAGGAUGCUUACGACUACGGUACUUUAAAAACUGACUUGACCAGCAGCGGGUCGUCCCCUCAAUUCGCUCUGGCGAGGGUUGCAAUUUGCAUCCCAGUUAUGAUUUAGACGCCUCCGAUCUUCCAGUUUUCGGUUGCGAAAAGUCCCAUAGUUAGUUGCCUGGCUCCUAGGUUCGCGUGAUUAGGUUUAUUAUGGCAACAGCUCCCGGCAACCGCCUAGGUGCGGAGAGCUUAACGACGCGCCUUUUAAGUGCUGGAGGUGGGAGAGGCGGAGGCGCUGGGGCGCAGAGACCCGGGCGCAGGGCGCGGGGUGCUAGGGUGCAGGGGCGCUUCAGGGAGCGCGCGGGGGCAGACAUCCGUGUCCCGCCGGAGGAGCGCGCGGCGCGCAGCAUGGGAUGCGGGCCUUCCCAGCGGGCUGAGGAGCAGAGAUGUGUCCGCGCGCCCAGGAAGGGCUGGGAAGAGGGACUCAAGGCUGAUGUUGUUGUGACUCAUUCUGGGGAGAAUUGCAGACUGCAGAUUGAAGCCGCGCUGAUCCAGAACAGUGUGGGGAACCCCGAAGGCCUGGAAAAACAAGUCCAGUUGGAAAGCUUGCCUGGAAUCAUUCCAGAAAGUUCCCCAUCUCCUAACCAAAGAAACAUAAGAAUAAAUUCAGACUUAGUGACCAAUGGAUUAAUCUAUAAACCCCAACCCCUAGAGAAUCGAGAACGACGAAAGUCAUCAGACAUCCUGGAGGAAUUGAUUGUUCAAGGAAUAAUACAAAGCCACAGCCAAGUAUCUAGAAAUGGAGAAUCAUAUGAUGUCAUGGUGAACACGACUGAGAAGCCUCUGAGAAAGCCACCAACCAGGCUGAAAAAGCUUAAGAUCAAAAAAGAAGUAAAAGAUUUCACAAUGAAGGACCUAGAGGAGAAGAUGCAGGCGGUGGAGGGACGCAGGAAGAUUAAAGAAGAAGAAAUAAGAAAAAGGCUAAGGAGUGACCAACUUUUACCCCCAGCGAAUCACUCAGAUUCAGUUGAACCAAGUGGGGUUGAGGUUCCAUUUGCCAAAGGACUUAAUCCUGUGAGUUCUGCCAUGUGUGAACUGUCUGACCUGCAAGGAAGAAAGCCAUUGAAAAGGAAGAAGAGUAAAAGUGAUGUGACUUCAAAUGAUAGAAACUACAGUUAUGAAGUGAGGCCCUCCACUUCAACAGAUGGCAAGAGAGACAAAGAUGUAGAACACCUGGAUACUGGGAACUGCUGUAAAACUCUAAGUACAUGACUACUCACAAAACCACCUGAAGGUUGAGGACGGAAAGACAGAGGCUCAGAGGUGCUAAGCACUUGCCACCUUCACAGAGCACUAGCAUUAACUGAGGAUGAAGUUUGUGUCUGAACCAUCUCUGCCUCCAAUGAGCUAUCAACCCCAACCCUGCAACAUUAAAAGAAUUCCCAAAAACUUCAAAUGUAAAUGUGACUUUUUUUCAUGAUCAUCUUUGUUUCUUUUUUUGAGGAUGAUUUAUAUUGAGUAUAAUGGGAAAAACUUAGAUUUCUAAAAUAUAGCCUCCGGGAUCAUGCUACUUUUAUGUGUUGAAAUAACAUAAUUGGUUUUCUCAUCCUUAAAGCAUAAAGUUUCAAACAACCACCAGGGUAUUUCAACUAAAAUGAAACCACAACCUUCAGGAAGUUGUGAGUCCGGAAGACAAGAUUAGGUAAAUACCUCUAUAAUCAUUUUAAUUGGAGGCAACUGAAAAAUGCCUGUCUGUACAAUAUUUCCUUAUGAAAGAUGGUCUUGCUGUGUCAAAUAGAAGAUAAUUUGAUACCUAGUAAAUCCUUCAGCUUUUUUUUUGGGGGGGGGGUACCUUAUGGAUAACUUAUAUUUACAAUAAUAUUAAAAAGGUGUAUUUAAAGAUAUUUCACACAUGUUAAUAUACAAUGUAAGAUGCUUCUGUUUGCAAAAGUAAUUUUGUAAUCAUGGACAAAAAUAGAAUUUAUCAGAGUAUUUAUUAGAGAAAUUAUUAACUAUCAGUAAUUUAUAGUAAUUUAUGCUAAAGUGACUACCAGUAAUUCAUAGUGACUACCAGUGCCUGUUUCUGUUUGUUAUUCCAUUAUCAGCAAAUAGCUAGUAUUUGAAGGAGCAAUUAUACGAUAAAUGCUGCAUUCUGAAGACGUGUAAUGCCAUGGUGUGUCAGUCGAUAGAUGACUUUAGCACCCAUAUAACCUGUCUACUCCGCCUCUUCUUGAGGACCAUGUAAUUCACGUCUCAGGACAUCAAUAAAGGGCAUUAUUUUAAAAUAAACUGUGGGAGAUGACAGUUAUGGUCUGUCUGUGUCACUUGUAUUUGGUUUUUAAAAAUAAUACCUGCCUCAUUUUAAAUUACAUUAGUAAUACAUAAUAAGGAAUACUGAAAAAACAUAAGAAACAAAAAACACCAGGAAUCCAACAUUUUUUUUCCCUCCCACCAAGAUAACUGCUGGGAACAUUUUGCUAUGUGUACUUCAACACUUCUUCCUUGCAAAGAUGGACUCAUGCCACACAAGCUGUUUUAUAACUCGCUUUUUUCACUCAACAGUAUAUCUUUCCAUGUAAAUAAAUCUACUUCUACAGUGUCAUUCGUAAUGAUAUAACAUUGUUUCAUUCCUCUAUUAUGUUUCUAGGACGUUCCAAUAGUUAAGGACAGUCAGAACACAUGUUUUCAUUUCUGUAUUUAUAAACUUGUCAAGUAAAAUGGCUUAAACAUUCCCCCAUUAAAGCAGAACAGUCUGAACGCCUUGGAGGGCAGAGCUGCCAUGCUCACUUUCCCAGCACAGUGCUUCCUAUUGUCUUUAUUCUCAGUCACUGGCCUUCGGUGAGGGACUGAGAGGGCAAAUGAACCCUGAAGGUCAGGUGCAACCAGUUUUGCAAGUCCACCUCCAGAUUUUUCUGUUCAGGAAGUUGAAUUCAUCUCAUCAGUUUCUAUUCAUUACACUGAGAUCUGGAGGAUGCUUUGAAAGCCCAUGUGGUAAAGAGAAACAAAGCGUGACAGUUAUAUCUUAUGAGUAUGUUGGAGUUAAUUUCUCAUUGAUCAGAAAUAAAGUCUAACCACAUUUACAAAGUGUUAAUGACAGAAAACUGUUUUGCAGUUGAGGGUCUGAAACUUUUUUUCUUGUCAUUUUGAAACAAGAAAUUUUAAAAAAGACAACACAAGAAAUUAUAGUCAGAAAAAUAAAGUGAUUGGCUGUUUUAAUUCCUAAUAAUUAAUAUGUAAAUUUCCUCUCUAUGUUAUGCAAUUCAAUCCCUAAACCAAACACAAUAUGUCAUUUAAAAAUGUAUGUGACAACAAUUUAUGCUUUUCCUGCUUAAUUUAAAAUAAACAGCAGGGGGCUGGCUGAGUGGCUCAGUUGGU
Hipposideros armiger (great roundleaf bat) is the source of this 3390-nucleotide messenger RNA. It is a transcript of the gene STMND1, whose product is annotated as stathmin domain containing 1. Lineage: Eukaryota; Metazoa; Chordata; Mammalia; Chiroptera; Hipposideridae. Gene Ontology annotation, biological process: regulation of microtubule polymerization or depolymerization. The record is from RefSeq and is a predicted model, not a curated record. Bases 226 to 1287 code for a protein of 353 amino acids. The transcript has 6 exons.